Messenger RNA from Betta splendens (Siamese fighting fish), 3058 nucleotides. Its product is annotated as transmembrane channel-like protein 7. NCBI's taxonomy places the organism in Eukaryota, Metazoa, Chordata, Actinopteri, Anabantiformes, Osphronemidae. Gene Ontology annotation, cellular component: plasma membrane. The transcript has 16 exons. Gene Ontology annotation, molecular function: mechanosensitive monoatomic ion channel activity. The coding region runs from base 178 to 2418 and encodes 746 amino acids. The record is from RefSeq and is a predicted model, not a curated record.
CCGCCGGGCGCGAGGAGCGUCUGGAGCCGCAUCCACUUUCAGGAAGUGGCCUCUGGAAAACUUCGUGUUAUCUUCCUGGCAACUGGAGCCAGUGCCCAGUAAACGCUCCCACGUCCGCUCUGUUAAUGAUUUGUUGACACCAACACUGGUACUGUUCGGUUAACAGAGCUGGGAACAAUGGAUAUCGACGCAGUCUUCCACACCAAUCACAGUGGAAUCGUGACCACUAAUCCCCUGCUGGACCAGCUGCCCAGCUACCAGUCGCUCCUGUACCGCAGGAAGGUGGCGACUGAUGGAAGCAAGCGCAGAGGCAGCGCCAGGUCGCGGCUCAGCUCCUCGAGCAGUCUGAAACGGGACGCGAGCACCUUCAGCCGACAGGACAAACAGAAGGUGCAGACGCUGCAGAGACCCGCCCGGGAACUCCCCAAGACCAUGGAGGAGAAACGCGCACACAAGAAACAGAUGGAUGCGGCUCACCAGCUCAGCAGCUGGGGACAGUGGAGCCAAAACACUCGCCGGUGUUUGAAGAGGCUCAAGGAUGAAGCUCGCGCGUCCAUGAAGUCCAUGCAGCUGUGGAGGGGAGACAUCCACCUGAUAGAGGGGAGGUUUGGUACAGGGAUCCAGUCCUACUUCUUCUUCCUGCGCUUCCUGGUCAUGCUCAACUUCAUCAUCUUCCUGCUCAUGUUCAGCUUUGUCAUGUUGCCCAUCAUCGUUGCCCCACAUGCUUCUGGCAAUAGCACCUACAGUCAGAGUAACGAUAGUGUGUGCGCUGUGUAUCCAAGCAGCACUCGCCGAGGUCUUGUCCUUUUCCGCGAGCAGCUUACGGAUAUGCUGUCUGGAGAGGGCUUUCUGGAGCAGACCUAUCUUUUCUACGGCUACUACACUGUGGACAGAAUCCACUUUGCAUACAUCAUUUACAAUCUACCCCUGGCGUACCUGUUGGCCACUAUAGGCUACCUGAUCGUCAGCCUCAUCUGGAUUGUUAAAAGGUCUGCCACGGGUUUCAAAGAUAACAUGGUUCAGGAUGAGGAUCGCUUCCAGAGUUUUUGCAACAAGAUCUUUGCUGGCUGGGAUUUCUGUAUCACUAACAAGAAUGCUGCAGGGCUGAAGAAAAAGAGCCUGUCCUACGAGCUCAAGACGGAUUUAGAAGAGGAGAGGAUGAAGCAGAAAAAAGCAGAUCGCACACGCAGAGAGCGCUGUCGCAUUUACCUCAUCCGCGUCAUCCUCAACGUCUUUGUCGUUGGUGUCCUGUGCGGUUGCUUCUACAGCAUCUAUGCAGCCACCAGCUACUCCCAGCAGGCACAGAUGUCCACUGUGAAGGGGAAUUCUUUUAUGGAUCUGCUCAUUGAGUAUCUGCCCUCAAUCGUUAUCACCAUGGCCAACUUCAUUACUCCUCUCCUCUUCGCAAUCAUCAUCAAUUAUGAGGACUACUCACCUGCCUUCGAGAUCCGCUUCACCCUCAUGAGGUGUGUCUUCAUGCGGCUGGCCAGCAUUGGGGUUCUGCUGUUUUCUCUCUGGUCUCGGAUCACUACAUGUAAUGAUAAAACCUGCAUCUGUGGCUAUAACCAUCAACAGUACUCUUGUUGGGAGACCCGUGUUGGUCAGGAGAUGUACAAACUCGCCAUAUUUGACUUCCUCAUCAUCGCAGCAGUCGCGCUCUUCAUUGAGUUUCCCCGAAAGCUGCUGGUGGAUUACUGUAACUGCGGCCUGGUCAAGUGGUGGGGCUAUCAGGAGUUUGCCAUUCCUCAAAAUGUGUUGGAGAUCGUCUACGGUCAGACCAUCUGCUGGAUCGGCACGUUCUACAGCCCGCUGCUGCCUGCCAUCUGCACCAUAAAAUACAUUUUUAUCUUUUACAUCAAAAAGGUGUCGUUAAUGAAAAACUGCCGUCCAGCCACGCGUCCAUUCCGGGCGUCCAGCUCCAACUUCUUCUUCCUCGGCGUGCUGCUGAUCGGCCUCUCUCUGGCCUCAGUGCCUGUUGUUUUUAGCAUAGCACAAAUUAACAGUUCUAAGGCAUGUGGACCCUUUGUUAACUACACCACCUCCUGGGAAGCGCUGACAAGCACUGUGUCCCAGCUGCCCAGUGGAAUCAGGGGACUCCUCUAUAUUCUGUCAUCAGAAGUUGUUGCUGUUUCCCUCUUUGUUAUUACAUGUUUGGGCAUGUUUUAUGUGAUCGCACUCGCUGGAGCUCACAAGAGAGUUAUUAAUCAACUACGAGAGCAACUAGCCAUGGAGGUUCGUGACAAACAUUUUCUGAUGGCCAAGGCCCAGAGUCUCUCCGGUGCCAAACCUCCACAUUUCAAAUCUAAGUCACGCAGCAGGAGCGGAGGCAGCCCCAGCUACCACACCAGCUUCACGAGCAACUUCAGUGAAGCUGUGUCCCUAGUACACCCACCUCCUCACUCCUCCUCGCACGUGUGAGACAGGGACUGCAUUUCUCAAACCACAAACCAGAUGCAAUACUGGACAAAUGCACUGGGGUGGAUUAAUUGGUGAAUUCAUAUCACUUUUACUGUUGUAUAAACACAAACGCAGGAGCUUUUAUGAACUUGUUUUCCCUUUUCAGUGUUCUUUUUCUAAUUAUGUUAAGAACCAAAAAGUGCUCAUUUUCCAAACAAAAUAACUGUAGCUCUUAAAAUGUGUUUUGCGUUUCUUUUUCUACUGUACGUCUUGUCCUUCUGGGAAGGACUUGCAUUAUCUCUGGAAUUUGAGAAAUCUUAAUCUCUAUGCACUUUAAAGAUAUUACCACUAGCACAUUUUCAUUUCUCCGAUUGUGCUAUACACUUAUCAAAUGUCUUGUGUUUUUUAAAAGUAACAUUUAUAUCACGUGAGUUAACUAUAAGCUUGUAUGAUAAUGCAGAAAUAAUGCAGACUAGACUGUUACAUGCUGUCUUUUAUGUCACUCAGGUUUUAAAAACUUUUUGGUUGGUGGUGCUGUGUUACUAGAGUAUUAUAAAUGCUUUUUGGGGUUGUUUUGGUGUUUUCAUCUGUCAUAGUUAUGUUUAUAUGCGUGAGGUGGCUGCCGUUAACAAGUAACAUAGAAAAUAAAUGUUCAAAUAAG